Mesitornis unicolor (brown roatelo) is the source of this 1048-nucleotide messenger RNA. Its product is annotated as acidic leucine-rich nuclear phosphoprotein 32 family member B. The record is from RefSeq and is a predicted model, not a curated record. Gene Ontology annotation, cellular component: nucleus. Gene Ontology annotation, biological process: regulation of apoptotic process. The transcript is spliced from 6 exons. Gene Ontology annotation, molecular function: histone binding. Bases 87 to 797 code for a protein of 236 amino acids. Lineage: Eukaryota; Metazoa; Chordata; Aves; Mesitornithiformes; Mesitornithidae.
AGGAGCUGGUUCUUGAUAACUGCCGCUCGGACGAUGGGAAGAUCGUUGGUCUUUCUUCAGAUUUCGAGAACCUGGAGUUCCUCAGCAUGAUCAACAUCAACUUGCUGUCUGUCUCCAAUCUCCCCAAACUCAACAAGCUCCGGAAGCUGGAGCUGAGUGAUAACAGGAUUUCUGGUGGCCUUGAAGUUCUAGCAGAGAGAACUCCUAACCUGACACACUUGAAUCUAAGCGGCAACAAGAUCAAAGACAUCAACACCCUGGAGCCCUUGAAAAAGUUGCCAAACCUGCAUAGUUUGGACCUCUUCAACUGCGAGGUGACGAUGCUCAUCAACUACCGGGAGAGCGUGUUCACCCUCCUGCCCCAGCUCACCUACCUGGACGGGUUUGAUGCUGAUGACCAGGAAGCCCCUGACUCUGACCCCGAAGCAGAUGGGGACGGACUGGAAGAUGAGUAUGAGAAUGGGGAAGUAUUGUCUGGGAGCAGCAAGUAUUUUGGAACCGUGACACUUAACUUCCCUCUUCUUUUGGUAGAAGGUGAGGAAGAGGAUGAUGAUGAUGAGGAAGAUGAUUUGGAUGAAGAAGUCAUUGAGGAUGAAGAAGAUGAAGAUGACGAUUUAGAAGGUGAAGAGGAAGAGGAUGGAGUAGAUGAUGAGGAGGAAGAUGAGGAGGAAGACGGUGAGGACGAUGAAGAAGAGGAAGCUGAUGAUGACCUUCCGCGAGGGGAAAAGAGAAAACGAAAUCUAGAGGAUGAAGGAGAGGAAGAUCCAGAAGACGAAGAGGACGAUGAGGAUGACUGAUCCGAGCGAGCCAAUCAGUUUUACAGACUAUGACUGUGCUUGUCUUAACCUCCCCGUUGUGUCUAUGUGAGACUGUAAAUCCCCGUCUCCCACUCCUCCCCCCUUUGUAUGGCUGCAGCGUCCACAAUAUAUUUUUUUAAGAUGUAGAAUACUGUAGGCGUUCAGGGGAAUCUUCCAUACAAGGCUCACUUUCUCACAACUAUCUCAUGACCAAAGGCUUUUCUCCGUUCUGUGGUUUGUGCAGCAGUUUG